Caenorhabditis angaria is the source of this 1052-nucleotide messenger RNA. The record is from the annotation of a GenBank genome assembly. NCBI's taxonomy places the organism in Eukaryota, Metazoa, Nematoda, Chromadorea, Rhabditida, Rhabditidae.
AUGGCUGCGGAGCUUGUUCAGUUAAAUCCAGGACAACAGGUACUGUCGAAAUAUAAUUGAGAUGUUUUCUAGUAAGUUUUUUUAGGUCGAGAGAUGGACUAUUGAGAAAAAAUUAGGAGAAGGAGGUUUCGGUGCAGUUUAUCGUGUAUUUGAUGCAACUGGAAAAUAUGCGAUGAAAGUCGAAGGAGCAAAUGAACAAAUUCAAGUGUUGAAAUUGGAAGUAUCUGUUCUCAACGAAUUGUCAAAACGUGGAAAUCGUCAUUUUUGUAAGAUUGAAGACAAAGGAAGAUACGGAAAUUUCAAUUAUGUUGUGAUGACAUUUGUCGGAAAAUCAUUGCAAGAUUUGAAUAAAGCUGGACCUGGUGGACAUAUGACAAUUGGUUGUUCAAUUGCUAUUGGAAUUCAAGCAUUGGAAGCAUUGGAAGAUUUGCAUGUUAUCGGAUAUCUUCAUCGUGACGUUAAACCUGGUAAUUAUACAGUUGGACGUAUUGAUUUGGGUGAAUUGCGUAAAGUUUACAUUCUUGAUUUUGGUAUGUGCAGAAAAUUCACUGGAAACGACGGAACAAUUCGUAAACCAAGACAAGCUGCUGGUUUCCGUGGAACUGUUAGAUAUGCUCCAAUUAGUUGCCAUUUACAACGUGAAUUGUGUCGGUAUGUUUUGGAAAUAUUAGGGUGCCACGUGGCUCGAAAUUGUGCCUUUCUAAUAAAAAAAAUAAUAAUAUGAUUUCAGUAAAGAUGAUUUGGAAACCUGGAUGUAUAUGCAGGUCGAAUUAUCCUAUGGUCAACUUCCAUGGCAUCACGUCAAUGAUAUGAAUGCGGUUGGACAACAAAAACAACAAAUUCGUCAAAAUUUGGCGAGUCUUUUCCCACAUCCAUGUCCAAACGAAUUCCAAGAUAUCAUGCGCCAAGUUGAUGCUCUCAAAUAUUAUGACGCGCCAAAUUAUCAAGCAAUUUAUGGUUUGAUGCGUCGUGCUUUCGGAUCGACUGGAACUCAAGAACACUCUCCUUAUGAUUGGGAAAAUGGAGGACCAUCAGCUCAUGUUGUACAAUAA